AUGAGCGCAGGUGGUCAAGAAACAAAGGAAACCACUUCAGACUCUGUAAUGUCCGCGGAGGAUAAGAGUGAAAAUAGCCAACCAGAAAAUCACACUUUUGAUAUUCAUCCUCGUCGCCCAUCAAUUUUAUUAGAAAGUGAUCUCCCCGAAUACAAAACAUAUAGCUGUAUUAAGAGCAAACCAUCUGUAUUUGGCGGGAACUGCAUCCAUUUCCAAUUAAGUCUUGAUGAUCAAAACUUAUUCCAUUCCAAAGUUAAAAAGAUGACUCAAAUAGAGCCAAUUCCAGUUGCACAUGGAACUGAAGUGCACUACAGAGGUGAAAAAGAGUACCUUUUAUUGACCAAUGCUAAUCACGAAGCAUUUUCAUUACGUGAAAAGACUCCAACAGGCACUGAACUCCUCGUCAUCUCCAUGUACCAGAUUGUUUCGGUUGAUGAACCGAAAACAGUCCGUGUCGUUUACAAGAACCAAGGCAGUGAAGGUGCAACAUGUCUUGUGAGUCGAAAACCAACACAAAAUCCAGAUGGCACAUGGAUCCUUGAUUUUAGCGAGAGAUAUACCAUUCCUAGUAAGCGAAAUGCCAUUUUGGUUGAUGAACAAACAAAAGAAGAAGUAUUAGUCAUCAGAAAAGUCGAAGAAAAUGAAAUAGAAAUAGAUGCGAUUGCUACUGUUCCUCCUCUCUAUGUAUUUGGUACGGCGCUUUCAUUCUGGCUUGCUUCAAUUUGA
Trichomonas vaginalis G3 is the source of this 726-nucleotide messenger RNA. Its product is annotated as tubby protein, chain A domain-containing protein. NCBI's taxonomy places the organism in Eukaryota, Parabasalia, Trichomonadida, Trichomonadidae. The transcript has a single exon. The record is from RefSeq and is a predicted model, not a curated record. Bases 1 to 726 code for a protein of 241 amino acids.